AUGGUUUCUUUCGAGGUCGCAGUGAUAUUCGGCAUGUUGCUGGUGAUUUCAUUUGCACAGCAUCACCAAGAACUGCCUCAAUAUGCUGCAGUGCCAUUGGAAUAUCAUCACGGAGAAGUGGAAGUCGAGGAACAUCAUCACGCCCACCCCAAAUACGAGUUCAAGUACGGUGUGAAGGACACACAUACUCACGACAUCAAGGAGCAGGCUGAGAAACGUGACGGCCAUAAGGUCGAAGGUUACUACAAGCUGCUGGAGGCAGAUGGCACCACUCGUACAGUACACUACACCGCUGACAAACACACCGGGUUCCACGCGCAGGUGGUGAGGUCCGGACACGCCAUUCACCCUAUUCACCAGCACCAUUAG
Molecule: messenger RNA, 369 nt
Organism: Cryptotermes secundus
Lineage: Eukaryota; Metazoa; Arthropoda; Insecta; Blattodea; Kalotermitidae
Product: cuticle protein 19
Exons: 3
Coding region: 1-369 (122 amino acids)
Cellular component (GO): extracellular matrix
Source: RefSeq, a predicted model, not a curated record